GUGUCAAACAGAAACCUUGUCAUCAAAAUUCCUUCACUGACACUCAGCAAAAGAUGGAUACAACCACAAAUCUUGUCAGUUCUUCAGAGUAUAUGCAAGAUCUAAAAAAUAGUUAUAAUCGUCCAGUAGAUUUUGAAAUGAAAGAAAUGAAAAAAACUAAAUGUAUGGAGGAAGCAAUAAAUGAAACAUCAAUGCUUAAAAGAUUUUUGUCAGUGUGCAAUAAUCACUACGCUGGAUGUAAAAGUGAUGGUGAUAAAGAAGAUAUUCAGUUUGAUAAGGUGAAAGUCAAUGAGAAUACAGCAGUGCUCCCUAAGGUAUUUGACUGUGAUGCAGAGAACCCUCUCAGUAGAGAAGUCCAAUCUGAAACAGUCUAUGUUCAACCACAGAUCAGGAACUUGAGAUUGAGACCUUUAUGUUCUAAGCUAAAUGAGGAGAUGGGUUUUUCACCUUUAGAGCUCAGUGGAAGUAGUAAGACAGAAAUAUUUUCUACUGAAGCACGCAACUUACAAAAUGAUCGAGCAAACAGGAAAGGUAAACGUCUUCGAGGGAACACAGACACUCAGACUAUUUUGUUUGCUAAGGAUAUUGCUGGGCACAGGUGGGAUGAAGACAUUGACUCUCUGUUAGCUUUUAUUAACUCUUCAGACCAGAAAUUAGAGGGAGUAGCAGUUGAAAGUAUCAACUCCUUAGAAAAUGUAGACUCAUUACCAAGAUCUUCAGUUCAUCAAGUUCGAGAUAGAAAAAAGUACAAAGUGUCAUCCAAAGAGGGUAAAAAUGGACCUAACUGUAAGCCUAAAACAAACUAUGAAAAGAGUAGUAAGGAUCACAGGAAUUGUGUCUUCUAGAGAUGAAGCUAAUGAGAACUUGUCAGAUUGUAUUGAUCAAAUACAGGAACAAAAGAGUCAGGAUGAAGCCUCAAGAAAACCUAAAACUUGUGGAACUUCAUUUGGUAACUUUAAUUUAGAAAGAAUACCAAAGUCUAAAAGUUUAGACAGUACUUCAUCAUUUUUUGCAGAGAGUAGUUUUGAGUGUGAACAACAAGACAGAAUAAAGACUUGUGUGACUGAUUCUAAUACAAUUAUCAAUAAUAGUAAUGAAUCAGAAGCAGUGCUUAUUCACAAUAAUAUUCCAUCUGGUUUUGUUAAAGAUUUUUAUUCAGUUACAGAAGUAGCUCAUGAUUAUGUGGAAGAGACAGAGUUCAGAGUUGUUAUGAAAAAGAAGAAACAUAAGAACAAGCAUUUACCUAAAAAAUCUUUUGACAUUUCUCGAAAGUAUAAUCACACAAGUGGAAUAAAAAAACAGUAUCCUGAUAAACUCACAGAACAAGCUUCUUGUAAUGAAUUGGUCUUAAAACUACCUAUUCAACCCAGAGGAAGACAAGAUGGCUCUCAUCAAAAGUCAUCCAGUAGUGUUCCUCCUUCAGAACAUUCUUCAUCAGAAAACUCUGAUCUUGACAGUGUACAUUCUCUGCCUGUAGGUGGUUCUGGUCCACUACCUACUUAUGUUUACCCUCACACAACACCUUCUUCCUCCUCUUCUACUCCACAGGCUUCUUAUGCAGACAUUGCACGUAUGUCAGUAAAUUCCUCUGAGCCAAAAUCAAGGCUUUACAGUAGCCUAACUGAUAGAGAUUUGAAAAGUGGGAUUUCUCUACCUCCUUUACAGAAAAAUUUUGGUUUGGAAUUUGGUGUAGAUUCUACACUUUUUGAGAAUGAUCAUUGUUUAAUCUCUAACAACCAACCUCAUACCAUUACAGAGGAAGAUUGUAUCUCUUCUGGUGUUGCUGGCAUUGCAUGCAGUAAAGGAAAUUUGCAUAGUAAAUAUUCAAAUUUGCACAAUUCUGUGAUCAGCCAAACAGAUCUAAUCAUGAAUAAUGGGAAUUCACAUGUAUUGGAAGGUAACCCUGACUUAAGCAAUCAAAUCACUACUGAAGAACCUAUAACACGUAUCUCUACAGGAGCCAAUGAAUUAGUAAUAUCCAAUGAACCAGAAACCUUGGAGAGUGGACAAGAAAAGGUGGCAGCAAUUGACCUAGGACAACAGACACAGAAUAGGUCAGAAUGCCCUCCUGUGAUUAUAUUGGACAACUAUAUCCCUAAAGAUUCUGUGUGUGAUAUAUCAUUUGGUUUUGAAGUAAAUGAACAGUUACUUUGUAUGACUCUUGGUAAUAAUUAUAGUAAAGUUAUGAAAAGAUUAAACUCUGAUCUCCAGAUACCUCCUACAGUGUUUACUGCAAUUCCUGGGAAUGUUGUGUCCAGCCUAUCUUUUUCUCCAGUUGUACCUCCGGACACUAAUGUGAACACUGAAUUAUGUGAAGACUUGAAACAUAGUCUUUUCAACAAAGUGGUUACUCGUUCGGGUCAUUUCAUGAAAUGGCAAGAACCCACAGUGGAUACAGACACAUUUAACUACAACCAAAUCGUUAACUUUUUUGGAUUGACUUGGAAAAAAGCACUAAAAGACUAUCAACAAGGUUCUGAGAACUCUACCAAGGCAAGCAAAGUGAGAUUUUAUACAGAACAGUAGGUCUUUGGAUGCAUGGGAGCAGAAAAUUUAGAGAAUGAAUAAUGAGAGAACUGGCACCAUUAGAAAACAAACUACAUGUGGCAGUAAAUAUUGGAUCUAAUGUAGUUUUAAAAAUGACUUAAAAGUAUAACACAUUUAUAAUCUUUGAAAUUUUAGAAUUUUCACUUAUCAAUUCUUUUGUUGCCAGAUAUUGAUUUCAUUGUAUACAAGACCCAACAGAUGACUGUCAAGAGUUUACGAAAAGUUAGUAUGAAAAAUGUACUGAGAUUAGACUCAAAGUCAUUUCACAUCUCUUGUUCCUAAAUGGUGACCACAGCAUGAUAUAUUUGAGUUCCAGUUUAUUUAUAUAAGUUUGAGAUAUAUUUCGUGUUUGCUAUGCUUAUGAAAAGUUGUUAAUUAAUAUUUUCUAAUAACAAACAUUUGUUGGAAAAAACUAUGUGACAGAAAUUUGAAGAAAGGCUUUAUUAUAAUAACAAUAUGAUGUCUAUCACAUUUCAACAGUAGUUGAAAGCCUGUGAUGUGUUUUUGUAAAUUAAAAAAAUUAUAGUGAUAAAGAAAGAAAUUAAUGAACACUUACAUUAUUGUGUAUUUCAGCACAAAUAUGCCUGUGAUUUUUGACACUGAAAUUCCUUCACUUUACAGUGAACUAUCAGGUUGUUGAAGAGUAACUAGACUCAUUUUAUCCUCAGCAAAUUUAUCUUCAUAUCGCUCCCAUGAACAUACUGAGUUAGAUUUUGUUAAUUACACCAUGAAAGCUACGAGCAAUGCCAGGAGUCAGCAGAUUAUAUUUAAUUCCAAUAGAUUCAUUUACUAUUAUUUUUUUAUUACAAGCUAUGAAGUCAGAUUUGUUGCACAGUUUAAUUUUCAGUUUUUGUCCAUGUACAUCUGAUAUUGGUUUAUUUAAUUUUUUCACUUUUCAAAAAAAUGUAUAAUAACACAUUUACGUAAAAAUUAUAUUUAACCCUUUAAGUAUGAGCCUGGCUCUUUUGCACACAUCCCAAUGUUUUACAGUUAUGUUCAAAAUUUAAUUAAACAACUUCAUUAUCAAUGUAUGACAUUAAAAUUAGUAUCAGAACAUAGUUUAUAAUUAAAAUUUCUGUAUUAUCAAAAUUUAAUUUUUUAAUAUCAAAAGAAAUUAUUUGAAUUCUCAAUCUUCACAGUGACAUGUGAGCACUCUCAGUUUCCCCGUUUAGUUCGUAUAACUUCUUUAAUGUUUAAGUAAUGUAAACACAAUCUGUAGAUAAUUCUUAUAUCAAAUGUACAGUUUCAGUGUCCUAACUUUUCUGUUUAGUGAUAUGUGAACAAAUUUUACCAACCCAUGACAGUGGUUCCGCCAUAUAUCCUUAAUUUUCAAAGCAGUUUUCAAAACUAUGUGUUCCUAUUUGAUGUACAUGUUUAUAACCACUAGAAAGAACUAAUUUUCUAUUUUGAGCUUGCAGCCAUCCUUUUGAAUUUGGCAAAUUUAGAGAAGUUGAUUGUAUGUGUGUUGUAAAUGAAGUUAUAGAAAAAAAAAUAGGGUUAGCUAGCUAGGCAUAUGAAUGCGGAGCUUGGUGCUUGCAGUAUGCCAGUCUACUAGAACUUUCUAAUGUCUUCCCACUGUGAUGAAUAAGCUGUACAUCAUACAAGCCAGGCAAUAAAACUAUUAAAUUAAAAUAAACUAUGUGAAAAGGUGAAUAGUUGAAAUUGUGAAUAUCUUAGAAAAGAAACAAUAUGCCAAAAAAGAAAUAUUCAACGAAAAUAGUAUUGUUCAUUUUAUUUCAAAAUUUCAUUUUGCUAUACACUGGUGAUAUAGUUAUGGUUGGUGUUAGGGUAGAGAAAAUGUUAGAUAAAAUAUAAACUUAUCUUAACAAAACUUUUUGAUAUUCAUUUAGGAUGUUCUGAAGGAUAAGCAAACAAAAUAUGAAAAGUAGUUUUUUUUUCUUAGUAUGAAAAUCUCCUUUCACUCAGACUCCAUAAAUUCUCAGACAAGUUAGUAAUGUUUACUAACAGCUUGCCAAGUUUAAUGAAUAUACACUUAGUAAAUCAGAGGUAUAGUGUGUAUGGCUUCAAGGUUUGUCAAAAUGACCAAGCCCAUAUACAGAGGGUUAAGGUAGAUAAUGUUUAUUGGGGGGCUCCAACUAUUUUGCUAGCUUUUAUGUUAUCACACUUUUAAUUCAAAAGGAAACAUGCUAAUUGUUAGUUAUUAUCCAUAUUCUUUCAACUUAAUUAAAUUAUAAAAUAAACUUCAGUCAACAUUACUUUUAUCAGUGAUUAUCAAAAAUAAAAUUAACAAGUUGCAGAAUUUCAUUCUAAUGGCUUUGUCGUCUCAGAUGCUUCAUUAUUAACAAUGUGUCUAGUUUUGCUGUAAAGUAUCAUGCACAUUAUUUUGUAACCCACACACACACACGCAUUUCAAUGGUGUGAAGAAAAUUUGAUGGUUGUGAUCUACAAGCAAUAUUUUCACAAAGUAUAUGCCAAUGUCAUUCUGUAGCAUUUUGAAUAACAUAAAAAAUAUACUUUCUGCUUUUUUUUUCUUGUUAAAAAUGGCACACUGCCCUCUUAACAUUAGUUUGGUAUUUGUGUAAAUUAUUCUUAAAAGCUUGAUUAUUAGUUUUAAAGAAGUCACUUUUUAUUAGAUUUUCAGAUGUUUUUGUCAUUAGAGAAAUGUUUGAGCUUAUUUAUUUAAAAUAUACAUAUUUUUCAAGAUAUUAAAAGUCCUCCUGUCAAAGUGCUAAUGUUUCAUCAAUUUUGUUAAUGGAAUUUUCAUUGUUUUCAAGAUUGACAAGUUACAUAAAGAAAACUGUUUAUCAAAUUUUAAGUGGGAUAUCAUGUCUAUUUUCUAGAGGGAAUAGUUUUUAUACAAGAGAGGAAUUUACAUGUACAUAUUUGUGGAAAAGAAGGAAAUUGCUUAUAUAUAUAUAUUUGUAAACAAUAAUAAUGCAAAUAACUCCUAGUGUGUAUCCUCAGGUUCUUUUAUCAAAUUAAAGGUUGUUUCAGAAUAUUUUUUACUUAAUUUACCACUAAAAAUUCAUGUAAUAACCAUGCAGUAAAUCUUCAAAAGCAAAGUGAUAUAUCGGUGUAGAAUUAAAUGCACUGACUACCUGCAGUGAUUUGAAUGUUAAUAAAACUAGGCUCUCAAUUAUAAGAAAAAUAUUUAACUGUUUAGGAUAAAAUUAUGUACAUAUUAACUCUGAUGGAAACUUGUGAGGAUUACAUACACAGAAUUUGUUAUUAGACUGCAAAAGUUGUGAUUUAUUUCCUCAAUUAAAUAUUUUAAGAA
Messenger RNA from Limulus polyphemus (Atlantic horseshoe crab), 5785 nucleotides. RefSeq lists its product as uncharacterized. The record is from RefSeq and is a predicted model, not a curated record. The transcript is spliced from 5 exons. NCBI's taxonomy places the organism in Eukaryota, Metazoa, Arthropoda, Merostomata, Xiphosura, Limulidae. Bases 775 to 2526 code for a protein of 583 amino acids.